AUGGACCAAGGGCACUCCCUGUCCUGGUCGGACAUUCCUCCGUCCAAUGACGAUGAAUUCACCAAUUUUCUUGAGUUUGGAAUGCAGUUUCCCGACGUGGAUGGUCAUCCUCAACCCGACCAUCACGCUCCUCGUCCGUUGACUCAUGCUGUCACCAUGUCUAUGCCUGUCUCGGCCGCCCCUGCGCAAGAGCAAUUGACUAACUUGGAUACUAACUCCAUAAGUGCGCCUGCAUCGUCGUACAGCCCCAUGAUAGAUAAUGGAUUUGCUUUGGAUCUUGUCCAUCACGGACAGGAAGGCCAGCCACAUGGCUCGUCCUACUCUACCGCUCCAGUCACCCCGGCCUUCUAUGCACCCAAACCACCCAUUUACCAUCAUCAACAACACCCCCCAGUAGCGGAUCAGUCGCACUCAUUAUCUCAACCCACACAAUCCGUGCCCCAAUCUUUUGUGCCCCAGGGCAGACCUGUCAUUCCCCCCACCCCGGACAGCAUCGAGUUUCAUGGAACUGCUGCUACAUACCCUCAGCGGGUUGACGGGACCCGUGAAGUCUACGAGCCGUUUGGCCGCGCGAAUGAUGAACAGGCUCUUUACACUCCGCUUGUCUCGCCGGCUAUGACACCGCUGGAAUCGCAGUUUCGUCUUCCUGAAUACACUAUACCUGGAGAGUACUUCACCCCUCUCACAUCCCCGGCUCUCGAGGCACAGCAUACGAACUCAACCAAUUAUCCUUUCCAUUCCAGCCAGGUGUCGGAGAUGGGGUUUGUGCCUUCACCUGCCGAGCAUUCCCUCACCAUGUCGACUAACGUUUCCUCGCCGGGGGUGAUGCGGAAACAUCGCCGACAGCCGUCCAGCACAAAAUCCUUUUCGGCUCGUGCGAAAAAGCAACAGUCGCCUUCAGUUCGGCCGCAAACACGCAAAAAGUCCUUGAUGAGCCUUAAUCCAGAUGAGGUUUUCAGUAGUCUCAGUCAGGACCAGGCUGUGCAUUUACCACAAACACCCGGUGGAAGCGGACUUCGUUAUGCCAGCAAUGAGAGCUCUGGUCAAGAUUCUGUGUCACCGGAGCCCCUCUCCGAGCCCUUGAUGCCCCCGCCCGCUUUGCCUCCCUCGCGGAGGUCGCCCGCCAUCCGCCCUCAACCGGCCCGACCCCCUGAACCAAGUGAACCUGCGACGCCGGCGAUGCUGAUGCGCAUUCAACGGUCACCGCUCUCAAUCAGUCAAACUGUGCCUCCGUCCAACCUCACUGUGUCGGAAACCCAGGAUGACGUGAUGGAGGAUGUGAUUCUUCCCGAGGCCGCAACAUCGCUGGCUCCUUUCGCAAGACCCCAACUGACCCGCAUCGAAACCACGGUGCAGGCAAAUACGGUGUCAUCGGCGACCUCGGGAAAUAUAAACCCAGCUCUGGAGCCAAAAUCUGCCAAACGAAACACUUCUCUAGCUCCCAGCCCUCGCUCAAUUGCUAUGCCAUCACCCAGCGGCCCGCUGCCCAAGAAAUCGGACACGCCCAAGUUAGGUCCGUUAGGACGAAAGCGACAGAGCAUGAGUUCCUCGCAAGCUAGUCCCAGUCUGCGUCCAAAAAUCAGUCCCAGCAUUCAGCCAUUAGUUCGUGGGGAUGCAAUGUCAAGUGAAACUUCAGCUCUGUACCUGGCAUCCAAGUCUAACUACCAGCACAUCUUAGACGGCACGCUUCUGCCCGGCGUCUCCUAUCCUGAGACUUUAGCUGAGAACCUCAGCUCAAAACGGACCAACCACAAGCUAGCCGAACAGGGACGAAGAAAUCGUAUUAACAAUGCACUUAAGGAAAUCGAGACACUCAUUCCUGCAUCCUUUAUCCAGAUGAAGCAUCCUAAAGAGGUGGCUGUUUGUCCCAUGAAAGGGGCGGAUAAAGAGAAAGAAAAAGCGAAUAGCCAGCCAAUCAGCAAGGCCAGCACAGUGGAGAUGGCCAUUGACUACAUCAAAAGCCUUCAGCAGGAACUCGAAGAGACUAAAGGUAGACUGGCUGCCGCGGAGAGCCUCCUAGGGAAUUCAAAGCCCGAAUCAAAUCAGGACAACGCCCUUGCGGGUGCUGAAAAUGGACCGAAAGUGCAGUCGGCAGUCGAAAGCUGA
Aspergillus saccharolyticus JOP 1030-1 is the source of this 2106-nucleotide messenger RNA. Its product is annotated as phosphate-sensing transcription factor PHO4. The coding region runs from base 1 to 2106 and encodes 701 amino acids. The transcript is spliced from 3 exons. Gene Ontology annotation, molecular function: protein dimerization activity. NCBI's taxonomy places the organism in Eukaryota, Fungi, Ascomycota, Eurotiomycetes, Eurotiales, Aspergillaceae. The record is from RefSeq and is a predicted model, not a curated record.